This is a messenger RNA of Chelonus insularis, 5704 nucleotides long. RefSeq names its product mediator complex subunit 14 (gene MED14). Gene Ontology annotation, molecular function: transcription coregulator activity. NCBI's taxonomy places the organism in Eukaryota, Metazoa, Arthropoda, Insecta, Hymenoptera, Braconidae. The transcript is spliced from 5 exons. Gene Ontology annotation, biological process: regulation of transcription by RNA polymerase II. Bases 787 to 5412 code for a protein of 1541 amino acids. Gene Ontology annotation, cellular component: mediator complex; core mediator complex. The record is from RefSeq and is a predicted model, not a curated record.
ACAUUGUGAACAAGUGAUACUUUUGACAUGUCAGUAGGACAACAAAUGUAUCAAUCUGCUCUUGUUUUACCGACUCUGACAAUAUUUACAUUGUUACCUUCAACCCUUUGAUUGCGCAAAAUCAUUACACUUGCGUACGAGGGUGAAAUUCACCCCCGCGUAUUUUUAAUAAUAAAAAUUUACUUGAAAAAUAAAUUUUCUUUUUAAUAAACUUACCUAAAUGUAGGACCUAAAUAGUCAUCAAUACUUUCAAUUUCUUGAAUAAGUAAAUCGUAAUUCUGCAUAUUUAUAAAUAAAUCAAAAAUUAAUUAUUAUUUGUCAUUUAUCAUGGAUAUAAACACCCUCUUCAGUAUUGCUUAAGACUGUUUUUAUGUAACACAAUACAUAACCUAGUUCAAUCACAUUAUCUUUUCAUGAAAAUCCGUCGCAUGAAACUGUCAUGGUCGCUAAUGGCUGCUUGCGUUCAUCACGCAGCGGUUUGUCAUAAAUACAGUGAAUGUUAAUUUGGGGUUUUUUAACAUCUAAAAUUUAAUUUUAAAGUUUAAAAAUAUCACCAAUUAUUUUGUGUUAGUUAUAAAUAAUUUUUUUCGAUUUAAAAGCAAAUAAUGUGCUAUGUUUAUACAUUCAGUGGCUCGUAAUUAUGACUGCAUUAAAAAAUAAUUAAAAUUUAUUUACUUGUAAACUAGAAAUCAUAUGAUAGUGAGUAUUCUGAAAUAUUGAUCGAUUCACAAAUAAGAUCAAUUAUUUUCAAGUGAAAAAAUUAGUGGCAAAAUAAAUUCCAACACUAUGGCUCCUGUACCAUUGGAAGGACAUCAAACUCCUGUAGCGAACAAUAUGCCGCAGGAAGGAAAUCGUGGAGGUUCUAUAUCAUUAGGAAUUCUUAUUGAUUUCAUCAUCCAAAGGACUUACCAUGAAUUAACUGUUCUAGCAGAAUUAUUACCCCGAAAAACUGAUAUGGAAAGGAAAAUAGAAAUUUAUAAUUACUCAGCAAGAACAAGGCAAUUAUUUGUUAGACUUUUGGCGUUAGUAAAAUGGGCAAAUAGUGCUUCAAAGGUCGACAAAUCAGCACAUAUAAUGGCUUUUCUGGAUAAACAAUCGAUAUUAUUUGUCGAUACUGCAGAUAUGUUAGCAAGAAUGGCUAGGGAAACCCUCGUUCAUGCAAGAUUACCAAAUUUUCACAUACCUGCUGCAGUAGAGGUGCUCACUACUGGUACGUAUGGUCGUCUACCGGCGUGUAUUAGAGAAAGAAUCGUUCCUCCCGACCCAAUAACGCCAAUGGAAAAGAGAACAACUCUGCAAAGAUUAAAUCAAGUGAUUCAACAUCGCUUGGUAACAGGAAAUUUACUCCAACAAAUGCGAAAUUUGAAAAUAGAGGCUGGAAGAGUAACUUUUCUGGUGGAACAAGAAUUUUCAGUAUCUCUUACAGUUAUGGGUGAUGGACCGAAUGUUCCUUGGCGAUUACUGGAUCUUGAAAUCCUUGUAUCAGACAGGGAAACUGGUGAUGGAAAAGCAUUAGUUCAUCCAUUGCAAACUAGAUAUGUUCAUCAACUUGUUCAAUCAAGGCUUGCAGAAAGUUCAAACUCACUCUCAGAAGCUUAUUACAUUCUUCAUUAUUUUUGCCAAUCACUUCAACUUGAAGUUUUAUAUUCACAAACUCUUCGAUUAAUUCGAGAUAGAUUAGAUGAUCACAUCCAUGUGGAUGAAUAUACUCCAGGAAAAUGUUUAUCGAUAUCUUACUGGCGAGAGUUAACAACAAAAGAUCCUAAAUCUGAACUUGGAUAUAAAUUAACGGUUCAUGUAGACCAUAAUGAUCCAGCUAAACCUCUUGCAGUCGUUCAUGUUCCUUCUUUAGGAAGUAAAGAAGGAGAAAUAGCUGAUAGAGCUAUUAGAUCUGAUCAAUUAUCUAUGGAAUGUUUGCUUGUCCAUACUAUUUAUGUUCGAACAAGAUCAAGACUUACAGAAUUGAAGCAAGAAUUUCAAAGUAUGUUCAAAGAUGUAGAGUGUACCCUAUCCGGAUCACCAGCAAUAUUAGCAGUGCCAGUUCUACAACCUUGUUUACGUGCUGAACUUCUUUUGGUAACAGUUGAUACUCAUACGGGAAUGCUUCAAUGCCAUGUGCCUCAAUAUGAUGCUCCUCUUGUACCAGAUUUAACUGCAGCUUUAAAUGGUGAUCAUUCUCGUUUACCAGUGUUAAUAUCAGAAUUACGAUUUUGGAUUACUCAACGUCGAUGUGAAAAAACUCUUCAACAUUUACCUGCAACGUCUCAUGAAAGACUUCCUGUUCUUCAUAAUCCAGAUCAUCCAAUGUCUAAAAUAAGCAGACAUCGAAUGUUUGUGCGUUUACACAGGCAUCCAACAGUAAUUUUGAUUGUUGCAUUUAAAGAAAAAGAGUUAUCUCCAUGUGAAAUUGAGUUUUCAUUCUAUUUAGCUGUAGUGAAACCAAGUUCAAUUGAAGAUGAUCCACAUGAUGAGAGUAUUGAGACUGAAAUUCCAAAGAUGUAUUUAAAAGUUCAAAGCUUGAUAGAAUUUGAUACAUUUGUGAUUACUCAUGGUCCAUUCACCAGUGUUGAUACUGAUGUAUCUGAUAAAGGAAAUAAUAAAAGACGAAGUUCGGGACCUCCUGGGCGUACUGAUGCAUCAGGUACUCUUCUACAUAGACGACCAAAGCAUCCAGCAUAUUUUAUUCCUGAACUAGCACAUGUUGUUGCACUCUGUGAUGAGAGAAUUCCAUUUGUUAAUCUAGCACAGGAAUUAACUAAGAGAGAUAUUGCUCAUCAAGGUCUUCAAGUGGAGGCCAAUGCAACAGCAUUAGUAUUGAAACUCGUUCAAUUAUCAGCACCAUCAACGAAUAUUAGUUCAAGUAGUGCUUGGCAAUCAUUGCUGAAGAGAUUACUUAGUGUUUCCAUUCGAGUUCAAGUUAAAGGAAUGGCAAAAACGUGGAUGGCAGAAUUUGUAUUCUACAGUAGUCCUUUGACGAGCAGUCAUCCUAAAGAACAAGGAUUAAGAAGACCUGUAUAUUUUCAAUAUGAAAUGGGAACUGCUGAAACAGUUUCAAGGACUGUUGAUUCAUUAUUAAAUGAUUGGGCGCAGAUUGUACAUCUUUAUUCUAUCGUCCAAGACUUGGCAGAAUAUUUUAAAAUGGAAAAGUAUAAUUUGAGAAACAUGGUCAGUAUUAAGUCUUAUAACUACAGUAAAUUAAUUCUAGCCUAUGGACCAAACCGUUGUGCAACUGUAACCAUUUUCUGGAGUACUAAUGAUAAAGCUUUUAAACUUAUUUUUGCUAAAAGUUCAACAAAUACAACAAUAAAUGCGCACUCAUUAAUGAAAGAACAGCUUGAGGCUCAUCUUAAUCGUCAUAGAAAUCUAGCGCAGAUUAUCCAGAUUCUUAAUGAAACUCUUCAACCACUUAUUUCUAUCAGCAAGUUACCAAUUAUACCUCAACUUGGUGUACACAAUUCUCGACCUCAAGUUCCUGUUCAGACUUUCACAAUCAUACCUCAAUGUGUUACACUGGUGAGGAUUGCUUAUCAAGGAAUGUACUGUUUAGAAUUGAGGUUACGAGGUGGAGGAUUAGUCAGUUUACGUGAUGGUGCUUACAGCAGAUUCGAUAGGAGUAAUGUUGUAGAUGAAUUUACUCCAACUCAAGGACUAAAAACGUUCCUUUCAAAGUACGUGGAUGAAAGUGCAGUAUUCCGAAGACGUUCACAAUCAGAAGAUGAUAAUCCACCUUCACCAGUCACAAUGGAUAACGAUACAGGAGUGGGUGGAUUUAUGGGCCACCAUCGCAGUGGCCCACAAUCUCCAGCUCAACAACGCGAUGGAUUAAGAUUCCAUCCGCCUUUGACUCCACCAUCAGGUAGUAAUCCUCACACUCCAGCUAGUCCUCAUACAGCAAAUAUUUCUCAAACAGGCCAACACCAAAGUUUUGGCAGCAGUCCAGCUACCUCAUUUAAUCUUGCUUCUCCGCCUUCUUUACCACCGAACACACCUAACAUGUUACCUCAUCCGUCACCGGGAUCAGGACUAGUGGCCAAUAGUCCCUUAAGUCAAAUGCAUGUGCCAAGUCCAGCGGGACUAAUGCCAACAUCAUCACCGGGACCUUGUAGUAACGUACAGGUCGGUCAUUCACCUGCAAGUUCAUUUAUGCAGUCUGCGCAUUUAGAAGGAAGCCCAUUCCCUUCGUCUCAAAGCAUGGCAUCACCAGCUGCAUCUAAUUGGCCAGGAUCACCGAGCGUUCCAAGACCAUCACCAGCUAGACCUGGUCAGAGUCCAGGUCAUGCUGCUUUGCAUAGUCCUCAAGCAUCAGAUCAUAGAGUAGGCAGUCACAUAUCCAGAGUUUUACCUCAAAGAUCGUGGGCUGGUGCUGUACCUACUCUUUUAACUCAUGAAGCUUUGGAUUUACUUUGCACUCCAUCACCACAUCCUGCUGGACUUCCAGGACCUGAUCUUUCACCUUUAGAAAGAUUCCUCGGCUGUGUUUAUAUGAGAAGACAAUUACAAAGGUUCAUUCAAGCUGAUGAAUGUCUAACUGCUGUAAAUAGUACGGAACCAGGUGUUGUACAUUUUAAGGUCGAGACCUUGCAAUGUCGAGUUGGCUUGAAUCCUCAACAUUUACAAUCAUUGCAUAUCAAAGUUCAACCUCUUCCUGAACAUAAAGAUCAAUGGACAUUAGAAGAAUUACAAAUCAUUGAAAAAUUCUUCGAUACUCGUGCAGCAGCUCCACCAUAUAAACCUAACACUCUCUCAGGAUUUGGAAAAAUGCUAAAUGUUCCUUUCAAUGUACUUAAAGACUUUGUACAAAUUAUGAAGUUGGAAUUAGUACCUGGUCUAGCACAGCAACAGCAGCUUAAAUGGUCGGUUCAAUGGUGUUUAAGAACACCACCAUCAGCUACUCCAAUAGUUCCUACGGGGAUGGCAGCUGUAUUAGUUUGCCGGAAUAAGAUUCUCAUUUUCUUACAAAUUACACGAAUUGGAAUUUCUUAUCAAGGAGAACCACCCUCAUUAGUUCUACCUUUAGUAUACGACGUGACUACAAAUAUAACUCAACUAGCGGAACGCAGAGAUCCCGGCCCGGCAACAGUAAGCUCAGCCGCAUCAAUGCAACUCAAGAGAUUCUCGGAAUACGGUAUAAAUCCUUCCGAGUGUUCUUUGUUCCCAGCAGUAAGAGAUCUUCUAGCAAACUUAACUUCACCAUCUGAGCCUCCAGUUAUUUCCCAGGUCGUUGUAUCGCCUGCAGCUGGUCAAGUGACGCCUACACAGCAAAUUCAAAGUCCAGCAAUGCAGUUGCAUUCACCAAUGGCCGGAGGACAAAUGACUGGAGGACAAAUGGCUGGAGCUCAAGGUCCACCUCAAGGGCCAUUUGGAAUGCAGGGGAUGCCUACGAUGGGAAUGAUGGGUGGUCCACCUCAAUAGGAUUUACCAGUAAAAAUGCAAAAUUGGGGCUCCAGCCCAUUUAUGCCGGGACAAUUACUUUAAUAAAUAUAAAAGAGCUCGAGAAAGCAUCUUUUUACGAGGAAUAACGUAUUUUUAGUACUAUUUUACGUUCAACGUCUACGGCAAAGUUCAAAGAAGACAAGUUGUACAUAUAUUAAGCUACAUAAAAUAAUUAGUAUUCGAUCGAGAAAAAAAAAGAUUUAUUUCAAAUGAUUAUUUCUAGUAAAUUAUUACAUUGAAGUAAUAGCUAAUGUUUAUAAAAACUGAUGUA